UUGAACCUUAACAGCCCUGCUCUGUAGUGACCACUGGGCGGUGCUGCUGCUUCCCUCAGUGAUCUGAGUUCCUCAGCCAUUUGGGAGAAUUGACCAUUUUCAUUUGUAUUGAAUCAUUUCAGCAGAUUUCCUGAGAACCAGGGAGGGCAAAGGGAGAGAGCUGCAGCUUACGUGUCUUCUAAGGGACUCUGCUAGGGGGUCGUAUGAAACGGCGACAAAAGAGGAAACAUCUGGAAAAUGAAGAAUCCCAAGAAAGUGUUGAGAAGGGAGGAGGAAUCUCAAAGACACAAGAGGAUGUCUCUCAGCCUGAAUCCACCGGUGUGCCCAAAGGCUGUGGCCUAGGAGUAGGGGAGGUCUCUUCUGCUUCUGAAUACUUCUCUUGUGUUUCUUCUCCACGCAAGUUCAUCCAUGUUGGAAUGCGGAGAUUACAUCGAGACAGUCCCCAGCCUAGAUCUCCCCUACUCCAGUUUCAGGAACAAGGGGAGUUGGCUCCCCCCUCACAGCAUGUCUCCUUCUCGUCCCCUUCAUCCUAUAAGACCUGCGUGUCCUCUGUGUUUAUAAGCAAAGAGGAAAGGGGCAUGAAAAUAUACUACAUGAAGGUACAAAUGCAAAAAGGUGUGGCUGUCUCCUGGGAGACCAAAGAAACCUCCGAGUCACUAGAAAAAGAGCUGAAGAUGGAAGAAGUGACCCUUCCCGAGAAAGUGCGGGUAGGUGCCCCCCCCUCUGAUGUGUCCACCAGAAACCUCCUGUCUGACAGCGAGCCCGGCGGGGAGGAGAAAGAGCAUGAGGAACGGGCAGAGCCAGACAGCCCACUGGGGUCCCCUGCAGUGGAGGAGAGACCCAGGGCCAAGACACCGGACUGGCUGGUGACCACAGAGACUGGCUUCAGGUGCAUGGCCUGCUGCCGGGUCUUCUCCACCUUGGAGAUCCUCCAGGAGCACGUGCGGUUUGGGAUCAGGGAGGGCUUCAGCUGCCACGUCUUUCAUCUGACCAUGGCUCAGCUGGCAGGCAGUGUGGAAUCAAGGAGCAUCCAGGAGGAGGAGGAGGAGGAGGAGGAGGAGCAGGAGCAGAAGAAAGAGAAGCAAGAACAAAAGGAGAAUGAGGAUGAGCAGCCCAUAGGGGAAGACCUUGGCAUGAGGAGACCUUGGAGCCAGUGUCCUGGCUAUGUGUUUCAAUCUCCAAAGGACAGGAACAAUUGAGUUACAUGGGCCAGAAGAUCCUGGAAGAUGGU
Molecule: messenger RNA, 1231 nt
Organism: Talpa occidentalis (Iberian mole)
Lineage: Eukaryota; Metazoa; Chordata; Mammalia; Eulipotyphla; Talpidae
Gene: FAM170A
Product: family with sequence similarity 170 member A
Exons: 5
Coding region: 204-1199 (331 amino acids)
Biological process (GO): fertilization
Cellular component (GO): nucleus
Source: RefSeq, a predicted model, not a curated record